GCCCAGUUCAUUCUACUUCGUUUUAUCGCGGCGGCUGCAUGGCGACGAGAUCCCACAUUGGCCGAACGUCUUCAUGGAUGUCAAAAUGGCGCACGCGCGCCCCGACUCCUCUUCCCCAAUUUUGCUCGCGCUCAGGGAUUUGCUCGCCGACUGGGCGAGCGCCAAUUCGAGGGCGCUCAGGAGCGGACGAGAUCGCUCCGAGCAGAAUUGGGCGCAGCCGAGAAUGCUGGCGCGUCGUCGGCUCCCACGCGCCAAGAUUCGCAAGCGGCUGCCGCGCCUGGCCCACCGCGCCAUCGCGCGGGCUCCAUUCGACCGCGAGAUGCCGCCCUUGGGGGCACGAUCCAAAAUCGGGUCGGCCGCUUCUGCUCGAGAUGCCUCGAACGCCGCCAUUGCUUCCCACUGGGCCCCAGUCUCUCAAGGAAAGAAGAUCGACGCCCCUGCUGCCGAAGUUUGCCUCGGUAAGUUCUGUCCCGAGCUUGAUGCCGUGAACGUCCAGCCGCCGACCUCGGGGGCAUGGAGGGCCUCCUCCGCCGUCUCUCCCACUCUGGUCCUGGCCCCGACGGGCUACCUUGCGGAGCUCAUCGGGCAUC
This is a messenger RNA of Prorocentrum cordatum, 590 nucleotides long. Lineage: Eukaryota; Dinophyceae; Prorocentrales; Prorocentraceae. The record is from the annotation of a GenBank genome assembly.